AUUUCUAUAAGCACUUUUUGUUCUUAUUAUUGAUUAGAUAUUGAAACUAACAUGACAUUUUUACUACUGAAAUAAAAUAUGAAAGUCAUUUCAAAAUAAAAAAAUACAUCAAUUCCUUUUCAGGGUUUGGUUUACUAUCCUUUUGGAAUAUAUAUGUAUCCAGUUCCAGGACCUUACAUAUAAGCUUGUUAACAGUUUUAGGAGGUUGAAGAAUAAAUAGUAAAGCAAGAAGUUAAAGAGGAGUACGAAUCGGAAUCAAUUUAGGAAGUUAGAAAGAAAAAGAUUGUUAAAUUCAGUCCUUAUAUAUAUCCAGGUGAAACAAAAAACUAUUAUAAGAAUGUAGGGAAGAAAUUAUCAUCAUUCAUAAUUAAUAGUUUUGAUUAGCAGAUAGUAAAAUAGGACCCAUUUAUAAUCUAAUUUGUAAAAAUCCAAAGCCAAAAUUACAACCGAAUGCAUUUUUAGAAACUAUUCAAAUCAAAGGUGGCUAGGAGGAUUGCUAGAAAAUUUUUUGGAAAUUUUUUGUGGUGUUCCAAAUUCAUUCAACAAAAUAAAACUGAUAUUGAUUUAUACUUAAGACAUAAUUAACUUAUGUAUCAAAGAAAGAAAAAUGUUAAAGAUCAUGCCAAAAAAUGA
Messenger RNA from Paramecium octaurelia, 633 nucleotides. NCBI's taxonomy places the organism in Eukaryota, Ciliophora, Oligohymenophorea, Peniculida, Parameciidae. The record is from the annotation of a GenBank genome assembly.